AUGACGGGGUAUUUCAUCUGUUAUACUGAUCUCACCUAUAAAGACGGGAUAAAUGCUACCUGGAACUUCACCUUCAUUAACCAACAUAUGAAUUGGUCUGAUGCUCAGAGCUACUGCAGACACAGCUACACAGACCUGGCCACUGUGAGGAAUAAAGAAGAUAAUGACUUGAUAAAUGCAAUGUUUCAGAAAGGCACUUUUGUGUGGAUUGGCCUGUUCCGGGACACAUGGGAAUGGUCAGACCUGUCAAACUCCUCAUUCCGUAACUGGAAAAUUGGUCAAAAUGAUAAUAAGAAUAACGCAUGUGCUUUAGCACAGGUCACCUGGCCUGGGACAUGGGAUAUGACACCAUGUGAUGAAAAGCAUCCAUUCAUAUGCUAUGAUGAUAACCUCAUUCUGGUAAACAGAACCAUGACCUGGAAUGAAGCCCUGAAUUACUGCAGAACGUACGAUUCAGACCUGGUGUCUGUCCACAAUGAGGAGAUCCAGUACUGGGUCAGUAGGAGGGCUGAGAAGGCCUCCACUGAUCAUGUCUGGCUGGGGCUGCGCUUCUCCUGCUACCUGAACUUCUGGUUCUGGGUCAGUGCAGAAAAUGUCUGCUACCAGAACUGGGCCCCAAACAACAUAUCCAACAGUAACUUGUGUGGAACCACAGGGGCAGUACAAUCUAAAGACCCACAUUACUGGGUCAGCCUGCCUGAGACUAAGGAACUCAACUUCAUCUGCUCCAAAUAUCCAAUUCCCACAGGAAAGAGAACAGUGGUGAGACUGACUGUCAGAACUGAUGGAGAAAUAAAGGAGGAUCCUGAAUUCAGCAGCCAUCUGUUAAUGCAGUUACAGGAGAAACUGAUCAGCGCAGGCAUGUCAGAAGGCACCAAACUAUCCUGGAGGACUCAACCUAAUGGCCAAAUCUUCCAUCUAAAGGACUAAAGAGCAUAAAUGACAAGG
Messenger RNA from Paramormyrops kingsleyae, 948 nucleotides. The record is from RefSeq and is a predicted model, not a curated record. NCBI's taxonomy places the organism in Eukaryota, Metazoa, Chordata, Actinopteri, Osteoglossiformes, Mormyridae.